AUGUCCCCGUUUAGUUAUGAUGCCAUCCCAUUCAGUGCAAAAGAGCAGAUUCGUAUAUUCACACUUUCACCCUUAGUUGAAAAUUCGACGGACCCGACGGAGCAUGAUGCAUUGAUUAAGGGCAGCUUAGAGUCUGUCAACUGGACUGACAAGCCAGAGUAUACGGCUCUAUCGUACACCUGGGGAAAUGAUACCCCUCUGCGGACAAUUCUUAUCAGCGGCCGACAGUUCGAGAUCACUGUCAACCUCCAUGACGCCCUAUCCGAACUCCGGCAAAAAGAAAAAUCGGUUCGUCUCUGGAUUGAUGCAAUAUGCAUCAAUCAAAAGGACAAUUCCGAAAAGAACGAGCAAGUCAUGCGGAUGACGGAUAUUUACAAGGCAGCAACCUCUGUCUUUGCAUGGCUUGGAUGUACCGCUGACGACAGUGACACUGGAAUGCAGGCCCUUGGGAGUAUUGGAGACGAUGCAAUUCACGCAGGCAUGCUUGAACUUGGCCGAGAUAGAAUGCUGAAACUCUGGGACCCAGAUCCCGACGGCCUUCUUGCUAGCGUCCGAGAGCCAUUCGAGAACCUCUCCAAGGUCCUGGACCUGAAAUUUCCGCAAUUAGCCAUACAGUGUAUUACUGAAAGAAGCUACUGGGAACGAACUUGGAUUGUGCAAGAAUUCUCGGUAGCUUCUGAUCUCGUCAUUGCAUGUGGCGAGAAGCGAUUGAACUUCCCUCAGCUGUGUGCUGGGAUUCUCUUCCUUGGGAUGCAUGUUACUUUGGUUUCAAGGAACUCAUCUGCUGCCGAUCAAUCGGACCCUAUCCGUGGACCUCUCCUCACGCAAUUUUUCCAGAUAGCUGGCCGCAGAGCUGCUACGAGCAGACUCAUCGGAUCUCGAAGGAGGUAUCAAAAGCAGACUGCCACUUACCAUUCGUCGUUAAUGGAGCUUUUAAGUCUGUUUUCAAAUUCUUUGAAGGCUACCAAUCCUAGGGACAGAAUAUAUGGCAUUCUUGGUCUUGCACCAGACAAGGAAGUACUUGAUAUCAAGGUAGAUUACAAGAAGGAAGUUCAUGAGGUAUACACAGAAGUCGCAAAAGCUCUGCUUACUCACAAUUACACGGACAUCCUAUCCUGGUGCCAAUUUCCAAAGGGUCAACCAGGACUCCCUUCAUGGGUCCCCGACUUCAGUGUCCCUCUCCGAGAACCCUAUGGCUCCUACAAAACCAGGGCGCCUCCCUGGAAGCCAUUGUUCAAUGCGACUUUGGACAAUGAGGUCAAAAUUUCAACGCAAAGCUCUCUGUGUAAGUCAAACAAUAUAGUCAUGUCAGGAUUUACAGUGGAUACGAUCAAGAAACUCGGAACGGAAGAAUGGACCCAGCCAGCAGCGAAUUGGUUUUGGCCUGGGGUACAAACCUUCCUGACUGAGAUCAAGCAAUUCUUGGAACAAGCCCAAAUGUUACCGAAGCCACUAAUACAAGAUCAAAAUUUCUGGGACGAAGCAUUUUGGAGGAUUCCUUGUGCUGACCAAGAAUACCACGGAUACGCCCGUCGGCGGGCAGAGGUGACGGCAGAGGAUGGACUUUGCGAAGUGAUAGCUAGAAUGUACGGUAAUAAUUCCGGCUACCAUGACGAGGCGAAAAAAGCUGCAUUUUCCAAAUAUGACGGUGCAAUGGGAUAUCUUUAUGGAGUUCGGCCAUUUAUGUCAGAGAAAGGGUACGUUGGACUGGCUCCAAAGCACGCGUUGCCUGGUGAUAAAAUCUGUGUCAUUCUUGGGGCAAUCGUUCCGUACGUGUUACGAAGAGUUGGAGAGGAGCAAUUUGAGCUCGUUGGUGAGGCUUAUGUACAUGGGAUAAUGGAUGGGGAGGCGAUGGAUCUCGGAUUGGAAGAAGUACAGUUUUGCCUUUUGUAA
Venustampulla echinocandica is the source of this 1893-nucleotide messenger RNA. RefSeq lists its product as uncharacterized. NCBI's taxonomy places the organism in Eukaryota, Fungi, Ascomycota, Leotiomycetes, Helotiales, Pleuroascaceae. The transcript has a single exon. Bases 1 to 1893 code for a protein of 630 amino acids. The record is from RefSeq and is a predicted model, not a curated record.